Molecule: messenger RNA, 593 nt
Organism: Grammomys surdaster
Lineage: Eukaryota; Metazoa; Chordata; Mammalia; Rodentia; Muridae
Product: peptidyl-prolyl cis-trans isomerase NIMA-interacting 4
Exons: 1
Coding region: 172-567 (131 amino acids)
Biological process (GO): rRNA processing
Molecular function (GO): DNA binding; peptidyl-prolyl cis-trans isomerase activity
Source: RefSeq, a predicted model, not a curated record
UGGGGCCAGUGGAAAUUCAAGAUCCCUCAGGUUGUUGGAUUGCUUAGUCCUUCCCUAAUAGGGCGUAGACAGUCGUAGGAAGCACUGCACUUGUAAGCCUGGGGAUGAAAAACCUAGGGCACAGUUCUCACAAGAGAGAGAGUGGGGAGAGUUCAACCGCAAGCUUAAGAGAUGCCGCCAAAAGGGAAAAGUGGUUCUGGAAAAGGAGGGAAAGGAGGUGCAGCCUCUGGGAGUGACAGUGCUGACAAGAAGUCUCAGGGUCCUAAAGGUGGUGGCAGUGCAGUAAAGGUCAGACAUAUUCUAUGUGAAAAACAUGGGAAAAUCAUGGAAGCCAUGGAAAAGUUAAAGUCUGGGAUGAGAUUCAGUGAAGUGGCCACACAAUAUAGUGAAGAUAAAGCCAGACAAGGGGGUGACUUGGGUUGGAUGACCAGAGGAUCCAUGGUGGGGCCAUUUCAAGAAGCAGCAUUUGCCUUGCCUGUCAGUGGGAUGGAUAAGCCUGUGUUUACAGACCCACCAGUUAAGACAAAAUUUGGAUAUCAUAUUAUUAUGGUUGAAGGGAGAAAAUAAAAUCAUAUGAAAGACUGAAAAAAAAA